UUUUGAGAACCGUUGCCAAUAUGUUUCCAUAAACGAGCAUAGGUCCUCUUUGCUUAACAUUAAUUGCGGUGUUCCCCAAGGAAGCAUUCUAGGUCCCCUUUUAUUUCUUUUUUAUAUAAACGAUAUAGUUGCUAUUGACUCUGAUGUAGAUUUUAUUAUUUAUGCAGAUGAUACAAGUAUGAUCAUUUCUGAUUCAAAUAGUGAACGUCUUAUCAGCAAAACAAAUAAUGUCCUUUCAAAAUUAAAAACCUGGUGCAUAAACAAUUCCCUUCAUAUAAAUGCUAGCAAGAGCAAGGCUAUAAUAUUCCAACUACAUUCCAGAACUCAAGCAACCUCAUCCUCUCUUCUGAAAUAUGGCACUGAUAUUAUUCAAUAUGUUGAAAAUGUAAAAACUCUUGGUGUAUUUUUUUCUUAUAACAUGUCUUGGAACGACCAUAUUAGACACGUUCGCACUAAACUUUCUAGAAUAGUGGGUGUGUUAAAUAAAUAUAGAAACAUUUUACCCACAAGUGUCAAAAUUCAACUUUUUAAAUCACUAUUCUAUCCCAUCUUAUGCUACGCGCACCUAGUGUGGGGGUCUACCGGCACAACGAACUUAAACUUGCUUCGAAUAUUGCAAAAAAAAGCUCUACGAGCCAUAGCUAAUGUCUCUUCAACCUCUCCAUCCUUGCCACUGUUUGAGAAGUACUCCAUACUUGACGUUUCAAAAAUGUAUCCACAACGAUUAAUAUUAACAUUCCAGUCUGCCAUGAAAGGUAAAUAUGAUACUUUUCUCGCUAUUGCGGACCUUCAUUUGCACGAUUGCAUUCGUCAAACACUGUUCUGGAUUUUGCUCCGCUACUUCAUGAUUUUCUGGAGUCUCUUGUUCUUUUAUACCCAAAUGAUGUACUUGUUAUUUCUGAUGAUUUCAACUACCCUGAAAUUAAGUGGUCCCUUCUGUCUUAUAAAAUACAAUUUUUAUCGUGGCAAAACCUUUUAA
Molecule: messenger RNA, 979 nt
Organism: Ixodes scapularis (black-legged tick)
Lineage: Eukaryota; Metazoa; Arthropoda; Arachnida; Ixodida; Ixodidae
Exons: 2
Coding region: 179-979 (266 amino acids)
Source: RefSeq, a predicted model, not a curated record